AAAUUCACAACCACUUCCCUUUUCGGUCAUCUCCUCCCGGCUCCCUCUCCUCUUCGUCCCUCCUUCAAUGGAGACCAUCCUCUCACCUUCCACCUUCACCCCUCUCUUCAACCCCAAGCCCUACUCAUUCCCUAAGCAACCCAAGCUCCCGCUUCUCUCCAAAUCCUUUGCCUGCGCACUCAACAAUUUUUCUACCUCUUCUUCUUCUUCUUCCUCCUCCACCUCCAAGAAGACCUGGAUCUCCCACCUCCACCAUGGCCUGGCAGCCGCUGCCCUAUCGCUCGCCAUCAACUUCUGCCCCGUCCCCUCCCUCGAUCUCCCUGCCGCCGCUUCGGAGUUCGACGUGCUGAACGAGGGCCCCCCGCAGGAGUACAUCCUCGAUGAUGCCGGCGUCCUCAGUCGUGUGACUAAGUCGGAUCUGAAUACCUUGUUGUCUGAUCUGGAGUCGAGGAAGAAUCUCCACAUCAAUUUCGUCACUGUCCGCAAACUCACGAGUAAAGCAGACGCUUUUGAGUAUGCUGAUCAGGUGCUCGAGAAAUGGUAUCCUACUGUUGAACAAGGGAACAACAAAGGGUUAGUUGUAUUGGUUACCACUCAAAAGGAAGGGGCAAUCACAGGAGGACCUGCAUUCAUUCAAGCAGUUGGAGAUACUAUUCUUGAUGCGACUGUGUCGGAGAACCUUCCUGUAUUAGCUACAGAUGAGAAAUAUAACGAGGCUGUAGUCUCUGCUGCAAAACGUUUAGUUGCUGCCAUUGAUGGGCUGCCAGAUCCUGGAGGACCUACAUUCAAGGAUAACAAGCGUGAAUCCAACUUCAAAUCUAGAGAAGAGACUGAAGAGAAACGGGGACAGUUUACUCUUGUAGUCGGAGGUUUGCUGGUGAUUGCUUUUGUGGUUCCUAUGGCACAGUAUUAUGCUUAUGUCUCCAAGAAGUAGUUGUCGGAUCAGAGGAGAAAAUUCUAGUUUAAAGUCGUAUCUAUUUAGAACUGAAACCCAAAGAAUUUUGAGUUGUAUAUUCUAUGCCAACUCCCAUUGGCUUGAAUUCAAUCAAAUGACCAAAAAAUUAGUUUA
Messenger RNA from Zingiber officinale, 1069 nucleotides. Its product is annotated as UPF0603 protein OsI_019212, chloroplastic-like. The coding region runs from base 68 to 934 and encodes 288 amino acids. The record is from RefSeq and is a predicted model, not a curated record. NCBI's taxonomy places the organism in Eukaryota, Viridiplantae, Streptophyta, Magnoliopsida, Zingiberales, Zingiberaceae. The transcript is spliced from 3 exons.